This is a messenger RNA of Durusdinium trenchii, 2433 nucleotides long. Lineage: Eukaryota; Dinophyceae; Suessiales; Symbiodiniaceae. The record is from the annotation of a GenBank genome assembly.
AUGGCAGCUGCAAUGGGAGAAGGAGAGUCCGUUUUGGAAUCCUUGGACAUGGAGUGGCAGGAGAGGGGUGAUCAUGAAGCAGCCACACCAAAGAAAGGGAAAAAACGGAAAUCUGAUGGUGGAGAGACGGGUGAGAAACUUAAACCCAAAGCAAAAGCCAAAACGAAGGCCCGGAAUGUGAACAGAACGAUUGUGAAGAAGUGCAAGGGUUGCCGCAAGAAGCUGCAGGUGGGGGAAGCUGCGCCAAACUGGCCAGGUUGUUGGCCUUGCAAAAGAGCACUUGACAAUGUCUCCAAGUUGGCAUCUCGCCAAGGAAAGAAGCAACAGCAGUUUGUGAAGGAGGCCAGAGCGGACGAUGAGAAGUGCUACAACCUCAUCCAAUCCUACCUGGCAAAUUGCCCUGAGGCAGGUGAAGGGCAAAACAGCUGUGGCAGAAAGCGUGGGACAUGGUGCCUCUUGAAGUAUGUGGAGCGAGUGACAGCUGCUAGCGGGCUUGUGAGAGACAAAGUUGGUGAGAUGAUGUGGGAGAAGCUGUAUUUGGAGCACGCUCAAACGACGCGGGGUGGGAAGCUCAGGGAAGAAGAAGCCCAAAUGAAGUGGCUUGAGUGGGUCGAUGGUGUUAAGCGAAAGGACCCUGCCAUACUCUUUGACUACAUGGGGCCUGAUGCGAAGUUGAGGAUUUGGGUCCAUACCGCAGAUACAAUGACCUACCGCAGUGAGUACAUGCACCACAAGGAGAUCCACAUGGAAGGGGAUAGCAAGAAGAAGGCGACGGAUGAAGAUGUUGAGACCUUCCGCCCUCAGAUCUUGCAGAACCAUGGUAAGAACAUGUCAUUCGAUUCCAUUGGGCAAGCCAUGGUUGGCAAUGGCAUGGAUGCAUUCUCUUCCAAUGAUGGCUUUUUGCUUGACGUUCUCGACUUGCAGCCUGAUGUUGAGAUGGAAGAGGACAGUGGUAAAAACAAGACAGAGGGCCCAGAGGCAAACAAAAAAGAGGAGGAAAAGCCAUUACUUUGGGUGGAGCGAGACAGGGUUGUAUCUUCUACCAUUCGUGCCACCAGGCAGCAGAUCGAUACCUUCGUGAACAAAGCUGUCGCGCAGUUGGAGAAGCAGGAGCAGGCCAAAAAAGAGAUCUUGGCGGAUGUGGAGACGAGCUUCUCGGAGAACUAUGCAGGUGAAAUCAAAAUGCUUGAGAUUCGCCUGGAGGCAAUGGACCUUUGCUUCAAGUCGAAGGAUGAAGAGAAGCUGAAACAGUACAUCGCUCGUUUCUCAGGUGUCCCAGCCACAGCUGAUGAGGCGGCGAGUGAGAAGGUUGAAAUUGGCCAGUGCCCCCCAUGCACUGCUUAUGCCAAGCUUCGGCCAGUGAAUGUAUUUGAUGCAUUGGAUGUGAAAGCCGAGAUUGAUGAGGUCAGGAUCCCUCUUGCCCAGUUGGUCGCAUCCUCAGCCAAAGCUGAGAAGUCUUUGAGGUCUGCAAAGGACCAAAUGAAAAAGCAGAAGACUCGACUGGCUGCAGCUGCCGUGAAGGAGGGUGCCAAGAAUGGAGCUUCGCAGUCCAACCAAUCCUUGCCCUUGUUUGACCAUGGAGUUGCUUUGGCCCAUCAGAUAAAGCGCUUUGACAUGAAGGACGUACAGGAAGACUUGGAUUUCAGCCAGGCGUUUGUGAUGCAUUCUCCUGAUUGGACUGCCAAGGCGGUCUCAGCGUUGAAAGCCGACAUCGAUGGCUUGAAAGCCACCAUUGCUAUUGGCGCAAAGUCUGGCAGCGGGGAAAGUCUUAAGGGCUUCCGUGCAUCAAAGACCAUCGCGCAAGAUGGCGAUGGGGCAAGCGUUGAAGCUUUGAAUUUCUCAACCAGGGUCCAGGAGCUCUUCCAGAAGACCAAAGCCUGCUUUCCUCAAGACAAGUUCGCCCCUGCUUUGGCAAAACAGGCAGUGCCAACCAUCUUUGGCAUUGAUGCAGGCUAUGACAAGGUGAGCGGAGAGGCAUGUGGCAUGGCUUGUGUGCGCCUCACAACUGAAGGAGUGCGGACAAUUGUGCUGACAGAAGGUUUGCAGCUCUUGGGGUUCAUGGAGCGGAAAGGUUCAUCUGCUCCCGUCAGUGUGAGUCGGCAGGCUUCCUUUUUCCGAAGCAUGAGUGCUUCUUUGCUGCAAGAGUAUGCUUCAGAGUGCUCCUUGUAUGCCACCACUUUGAAUGCUGGUGACCUGCUGUACGUUCCAUACGGCGCGAUCCAGGGUGAGCUGGUGCAGACAGCUUCAUACGGUGUGCGGAUGCCUCUGGUGGUUUGUGGCACUCGCGCCAAAAAUUCUUCUUUGGCCUUGAAACGGAGGGAAGAUGAAUGCGCAAAGGCUAUGGCUGCUACCAACUUGACACCUGCGAUAAAGACAAAGUUGGAAAGCGAGAUGGCAGUUUUGAAGGACCUUCGGAGCUUCUUCAAUGUCUGA